UGGUACAUCAUUUUACAGCAAAUCUGAGAACCGAACAAAAAAAACAAUGUUAACGUUUCAGAUCCGGUGACCCUUCCUCUGUUCUUCACAGUGAUUCCGCGACAGAUAUGGACACAAUCGUGAAGAUGAUAUGUGGCCACGGGAGGAAUAUUGAACAACCAUGAAGCUACAGAGGAAGAGCUGAUCGUGGGCAGGAAGAGUUUGCAGGAGUGUUUCCAGCGGACCCAGGGGAGGAAGUGUACUCUGAAAGAGACCCAUUAACAGAGGAGUCAGCCCUCCUGUUGAGAUUCCCAUCCCCCAGGGACUGGCUGGUGGAAGGAACAGCGCUGGGAGAGAGAGUGAACUCUGCAGUCUGCAAUAUUCUCAUUUUUGGAGGAACAUGUGCCACCUUGUUUAUUGUGAAUGAGAGGCCUCCAGGCAGAUACAAUGGCAGACCUACCAUCUGAUGACUGCUCCAUCAACAAAGAAUUUGAGUCUUGCUAUCUGCCCAUCAUGUACAUUAUCGUGUUUGUCACUGGAUUCAUUGGAAACAGUGUUGCUCUCUGGAUGUUCAUCUUUCACAUGAGGCCUUGGAGUAGCAUCACCGUUUACAUGUUUAACCUUGCCCUGGCUGACCUCUUCUACGUCUUCUCUCUGCCCGUUUUAAUAUUUUACUAUUUCAAGGAAAGUGACUGGAUCUUCGGAGAGGCGCUGUGUAAACUGCAGAGGUUCAUUUUCCACGUUAACCUCUACGGGAGCAUCUUGUUUCUGACCUGCAUCAGUGUUCACAGGUACACAGGGGUGGUGCACCCCAUGAAAUCACUGGGCAGGUUGAAGAAAAAAUCGGCCACGAUUGUGUGCGUGUGCGUGUGGGUUGUGGUCAUGGCUGGGAUCUCCCCAAUACUGUACUUCUCCCGAAUACGGCAGGACACCAAUAAAGCUAACUUUUCUCGACCAGAUGCUAACAGAACAACAAAAACCAUUUGCUAUGAUACAACGUCUAAAGAGCUCCUGGGCACUUAUUUCAUUUACAGCAUGCUGACUACGUUCUUUGGUUUCUGUGUCCCCUUUGCCACCAUUAUGGUCUGUUAUGGAUUUAUCGUGAAGGCCUUAAUAUCUAAUGACAUGAGGACACCUCUCCGGGGCAAGUCUGUGCGUCUUGUCAUCAUCGUGUUGGCCGUCUUUGCCAUCUCCUAUCUCCCCUUCCAUGUGAUGAAGAAUCUAAACCUACAGUCCAGACUCUAUUACCAGGGGCCAGAGACAUGCGAGUGGAACAAGAGGGUCUACGCCACUUAUCAAGUGACCCGGGGGCUUGCCAGCCUCAAUAGCUGUGUGGACCCUAUCUUGUACUUCCUGGCAGGAGAUACUUUCAGGAGGAAGUUCACUACUACUGCCACAAGGUUCAUCAAUCGGAAUGAAUCUAUGGUCUAGGAGAUUAAAGAAUUCACUUUGUGCCCCAAUAGACAAGUUAUAAAAUGGUGAAAAUUCCUUCCAAGCCAAUAAGUUACAUUUAUAUAAAACUUUUAAUGUAGUAAAAAUAUCCCAAAACACUUCCCAGGAGCAUAUCAGAAAGCUGUGACAUGUCAAUAUUAAGGCAGAUGACCAGACGUUUGGUCAAACAGACAGUAUUUUAAGGAACAUCUUAAUGUAGUGGAGAAAAAUUGAGUAAGUUGGAGAGGUUUGAGCAGAGAAUUGCAGGGAUUAGGUUUCAGGCUGGCAUAUACACAAGUUUAAGAUUGCUGAAAGAAUUAUCGGCCUGCAGGAGGUUAAAGAGCUAGGGAGUGAAAAGGCAAUUAAAAAACUUAGACACAAGGGUGAAAAACACUGAAAGUUGAAUUGUAGCCUGAUCAAGAACUAAUCUAGCUCAGCAAGUACGGCAAUACAGUUUAAAAAGCAGUGAGCAGAUAAUUAGUGGAAUUUUGGAUGAGCUCAAAUUUCAGGGAAUGGUGGUUUGCUGAAUUUUAGGUUCAAUAGCACUUUGGGAUUUAGAAGUUCAUGAAGGAUUAUAUUUGAGAAUAGAGGGAAAUGUAUUAAAUAUUUUAAUAUAGGAAAGUCAAAUGAGUGAAGCCCAUAAUUUAGCAUUCUGUAUUUGUCUAAUUUCUUCUUUGAUCUAACCACAGCCAUUUUUGCUACUGUUUUGAAGUUUUUAAUUUUAGAGUGGGAAUGUUAUACAUGUGUUAAAAUAUGGACUUACUAUCAAUGUUAUUAAACCUCUAAUAAUAGGACUAUUAUUUAUAUUAGUCAGGACAGGAAAUUUUUUUCCUUAUUCCUUCAUGUUUACACUGUUGCAUAAAAAUUACAGCUUCACGGAAGAGCAAAAAUAGAAGCUCUGUGUACUUGA
Stegostoma tigrinum is the source of this 2320-nucleotide messenger RNA. RefSeq names its product P2Y purinoceptor 1-like. Gene Ontology annotation, cellular component: plasma membrane. Gene Ontology annotation, molecular function: G protein-coupled ATP receptor activity; G protein-coupled ADP receptor activity; ATP binding. The coding region runs from base 403 to 1410 and encodes 335 amino acids. The record is from RefSeq and is a predicted model, not a curated record. Gene Ontology annotation, biological process: relaxation of muscle; phospholipase C-activating G protein-coupled receptor signaling pathway; platelet activation. The transcript has 3 exons. NCBI's taxonomy places the organism in Eukaryota, Metazoa, Chordata, Chondrichthyes, Orectolobiformes, Stegostomatidae.